GGUACUGGUACGGUUGCUGCUCCGGGCUGAGGGGAAGGUGUGUGGAGGCUCUCCUAGCUACAGCUGUGGCUUUAUUUAACGAGAGAAGUGGGAACUGGUGGGUGAGGGAAGUGCGUCUUCGUUGCCUGGAACUUACUGAUUCUGUCUUAAUGGUUCUCGUCUUCUUUAUUCGCCGGUGAGCUGAAUGGCCGAAAUAACUGGUGUUUCUCCGGGUUUUUUCAAGCAGGCUUGCUUCGAGCUAACUAAGCGGCGAUGAAGUUUCCCACGAGAAACAUGGCUACUGAGCUCAACAGUGGAGGGAGUCAGGUGAGAUCUCUGCCAGCGGUCAGCAUCUCGGGCUGUCCUCCCGCUCCUGACACUUGGCGUGUCGGGACACAUUGUGUGCCUUCACAGCGCUACGUUGUUAAACAUUUUUGGCUGACAAGUUUAUGUAGAUAAUGUCCCAUGUUAUAGCUCUUAUUCUCAAACUUGGUAUUUUUCAGAUUAAAAGCUAAGUAUGCUACAUGAAAUAAAUGAGAUUUUGAGAACUACUUCUGACCAGAAAGCUGCCCCUGGUUGUGGUGUCAUGUCAGGAUCCAGGAUGAUGGAUGAAAGCUUGUCAGCUCUAAUGAAGGAGUAUUAUGAACAAGUGGAAGAAAUGAGAAAACAGCAGCAGCUUUAUUGGGUACAAAUGAGAGAGAUGAGACAAAAUCUUGAACAAGUCACUCGAGAAAAUGAAAGGCUGCACGCAGAGUUGAAAGAGGCUAUUGAGAAGCAACUGGACACCUUUCCUUUCGUGUCUCUGGGAACUGAUAUUCUUGCAGAUGAUUAUACAGUGAAAAACCUUCAAGAGCAACUAAAACUGGAAACUCAAGCAAAGGAGAAAGCAGUAGAGCUUUGGCAGACUGUAGUACAGGAGCGUGAUCAACUCCAGCAGAAGUACCAGGAGUACCUGACUGAAACAGAGAUUCACAUGGUUGAAAUGCAAAAGCAUAAAGAUCAGCUGACUGGUUUUCAGCAGUUGACUCAGCAACUGCGCAUAGCCAAUACAAAGAAAGAGUUGACUAAUCAACAGCUUCUGCAACUUGUAGCAGAACAAAAUGUGGAACUACAGAACCAACAAAAACAACUGAGGCAAGCCAGAAAAGAUGAGCAGGCAGCAAAAGUUAAGGUUGAUGAAAUGACCAAAUCAACAAAAAUGCUUCAAAGCCAAUUGGAGAGAAAGGAAGAAAACAUGCUAUUUGACCAGCAAAGAGAAGCAGCAUUUGGCAGACACUUGAAUCAAAUGCAGGAGAGGAUAAAACAACUAGAAACAAGAUUAAGCAUUACUGUCCAAGAUGCUCAACAGCAGAGAAAAGAAAGAGCAGCCUGGGAGAAACAAAACGUGGCACUUCAGAAAAAGAUUGCUAAACUAGUAAGGGAGAAGCAUGAUGCUGUUGCAAAAACCCAAGAUUACGUACACCUCUUACAAGAAGCUAACCUACAAAAAAGUUGGGCACUCUCUAGGGAGAAAAAAAAGGAAGAGGAAAUGAAAAAAACGAAAUAUGAAAUGUCUCGAUUCGCAGAAGAUAAUGCUGCAAGAAUUAGAAAGGCAGUAGACAUGGCAAAGAAGCAGUAUAAGGUGCAGAUUUCUCGACUAGAAGAAGAACUUUCAGCUCUUCAGAUGGAAUGUGGAGAAAAACAGUGUCAAAUUGAACGAGCUGUUAGAGAAAAGAGAGCAGUAGAAGCAGAACUUGAAAAGAUUUACAGGGAAGACGAAGGAUAUGAAUCUGACAACAGAAAACUAGAGCAGCUGCAUCAGAAGUACUUACGUGCAGAGACUACAAUAGAUGACCUUCAGCUCACUCUUCAGACAACACAAAAUAAACUGAAACAGCUGGAAAUGAACUUUGAGGAGGAGAAAUCCAGUUCCCAGGAAGUUGUCUGUAAUUUGCAAAGCACUUUGAAAUCAGAAAGAGAAAAGAGUGUCUCUAUCAGUGAACAAAGUCUAAAGCUUCAGCAAGAGAAUGAACAGUUGCAAAAAGAAAUGGAGGACUUGAGAAAACAGGUCAUAGAGGCUCAACGAAAAGCUAACAUAAAGAUAAGCACAAUGGAACAUGAGCAUGAUGUGAAAAAACAUGGAUAUGAAGCUCGACUUAAGGAAAUGGAAGACAGCAAUCAGAAGUCUACUGCUGAACUUACGUGUCUGUUAUUAGCCCAGAAAAAAGCAACAAAUCAAUGGAAAGAAGAAGCAAACAAAAUUACUGAAACUACAGAAGCCAGGAUCAGAAAGCUAGAAAGAGAGCUAAGUCAACAAAAAAUUUGUAACCAGGAGCUCAUUUCUCAACUGGAAGUUGCAAAUGAAAAGGCAACCGAGGAUAAAAAAUUAAUGAGGGAAUAUCGAGAACACAUCAAUCGGCUUCAAAGGCGUCUAAACCAGGCAGAACAGAGGGCAGCUACAGCAACUCAAAAGGUCAGCCUCAUAACAACACAGAAUAAAAAUGCUGCUCCCCUGAAGGGGUUGGAAGAUAUGUAAACACCUGCAUUGUUUCUUCACACCAUGUUGGAGUUUAAAUUCAUUUCCCGGCCUCUCUCUGCUCCACAGGAAAGCUUGAGGUACCUUCUGCAACCUGAGAUCUGCAUUGCAGCUGCUCUGAGUGAAGGCAUAGCACAGACAGUAGAGACCCUUCACUGGAGAUGUGACCUUUGCUUUCCAACAAGUGCCCACCCACCAUUCUGCCCUGAGGGUGAGACAGGACAUGUGCCUCAACUUGGGCGGGAGGCCUGUGGAAUGUCCCUCCUUCAAAGAGGUGUCCAAAUGCAUAGCAAGGCUUAUAAAACUUAGAUUUUAAGUUCUAAUGUUUAAAUUAUUAGAUCUAAAUCUAAACCAUUUUUAAUGUUUUAUCUAAAUGUUUAAAUAAACAUUUCCUAGUUUAUUUAGGUAAGGGGGUGGAUCAAGAUACUCUAUCCGUAGGCAUAAAG
This is a messenger RNA of Neopsephotus bourkii (Bourke's parrot), 2940 nucleotides long. RefSeq names its product sodium channel and clathrin linker 1 (gene SCLT1). Lineage: Eukaryota; Metazoa; Chordata; Aves; Psittaciformes; Psittacidae. Bases 497 to 2494 code for a protein of 665 amino acids. The transcript is spliced from 21 exons. Gene Ontology annotation, biological process: clustering of voltage-gated sodium channels; cilium assembly. Gene Ontology annotation, cellular component: centriole. The record is from RefSeq and is a predicted model, not a curated record.